GUCGCGGGGAGAGGAGCCCCGGAGGGAGCGGGGAAUCCCACAGCCCUUUGUGGUGCCCGAGCCCGUGCCGCCUGCAGAGCGGGGUCGGUGGGAGCUAGGUGCAUCCGUGGAAAUGCCUGCCGCGCAGGGAUAUUGCUUGAGUUGACCUUCCCGCGGCUCAUUCUUUUGAGGACCCUUUGUUCAGUCCAAAAUGGCAGAGAAGGCACCCCCUGGCUUAAACAGGAAGACAUCAAGGUCGACACUUUCUCUUCCACCGGAACCGGUGGACAUCAUUAGGAGCAAAACGUGCUCCCGCAGAGUGAAAAUCAACGUGGGGGGCCUCAACCACGAGGUCCUGUGGAGAACGUUGGACCGGCUGCCCAGGACCCGCCUGGGGAAGCUCCGGGACUGUAACACGCACGAGAGCCUCCUGGAGGUGUGCGAUGACUACAACCUGAACGAGAACGAGUAUUUCUUCGAUCGGCACCCUGGAGCCUUCACUUCCAUUUUAAAUUUCUACCGGACAGGGAAACUCCACAUGAUGGAAGAAAUGUGCGCUCUCUCUUUCGGCCAAGAGCUUGAUUACUGGGGGAUUGAUGAGAUCUACUUAGAAUCUUGUUGCCAAGCCAGGUAUCAUCAAAAGAAGGAGCAGAUGAACGAAGAGCUGCGGCGGGAGGCGGAGACCAUGCGGGAGCGGGAGGGAGAAGAGUUUGAUAACACGUGCUGCCCUGAAAAGAGGAAGAAACUGUGGGACCUGCUGGAGAAGCCCAACUCGUCCGUGGCUGCAAAGAUCUUGGCUAUCGUGUCCAUCUUGUUCAUCGUACUCUCCACCAUUGCGCUGUCUCUGAACACGCUACCAGAGCUGCAGGAGAUGGAUGAAUUUGGACAGCCCAACGACAACCCCCAGUUGGCCCACGUGGAGGCCGUGUGUAUCGCCUGGUUUACCAUGGAGUACCUUUUACGGUUCCUGUCCUCACCAAAUAAAUGGAAGUUCUUUAAGGGCCCACUGAACGUUAUCGACUUGCUGGCCAUCUUGCCGUAUUACGUCACCAUUUUCCUCACGGAGUCCAACAAGAGCGUGCUGCAGUUCCAGAACGUGAGGCGCGUGGUCCAGAUCUUCCGCAUCAUGCGUAUCCUCAGGAUCCUGAAACUCGCCAGACACUCGACGGGCCUGCAGUCCCUGGGUUUCACCCUCAGGCGGAGCUACAAUGAACUGGGCUUGUUGAUAUUGUUCUUGGCCAUGGGGAUAAUGAUAUUCUCCAGCCUGGUCUUUUUCGCCGAGAAGGACGAAGACGCGACCAAGUUCACCAGCAUCCCGGCCUCAUUUUGGUGGGCCACCAUCACGAUGACCACUGUCGGCUACGGUGACAUCUACCCAAAAACACUGCUGGGGAAGAUCGUGGGAGGCCUCUGCUGUAUUGCGGGAGUGCUGGUGAUCGCUCUUCCCAUCCCAAUCAUUGUGAACAAUUUUUCCGAGUUUUACAAGGAGCAGAAACGCCAGGAGAAGGCCAUUAAAAGGAGAGAGGCUCUCGAGCGGGCCAAGAGGAAUGGAAGCAUCGUUUCUAUGAACUUAAAAGAUGCCUUUGCUCGCAGUAUGGAACUGAUAGACGUGGCUGUGGAGAAGACGGGAGAGUCGGCCCACACCAAAGACCCCACGGGUGAUAACCACCUCUCUCCAAGCCGGUGGAAGUGGGCCCGGAAGGCUCUUUCGGAAACAAGCUCCAACAAGUCUUACGAGAAUAAGUACCAGGAGGUCAGCCAAAAAGACUCCCACGGGCAGCUGAACAACACGUCUUCCUCCAGCCCACAGCAUCUGAGCGCCCAGAAACUGGAGAUGCUGUACAACGAGAUCACCAAGACGCAGCCCCACGCCCACCCGAAUCCCGACUGCCAGGGGCAGCCCGAGAGGCCGUCUGCGUACGAAGAAGAGAUAGAGAUGGAGGAGGUGAUCGGCCCGCAGGAGCAGCUGGCGGCCGUGGCGCAGACCGAGGGCGUCGUGGACAUGAAGAGCACCUCCAGCAUCGACAGCUUCACGAGCUGCGCCACCGACUUCACGGAGACCGAGAGGUCGCCCCUGCCGCCGCCCUCCGCUUGCCACCUGCAGAUGAAGUUCCCACCCGACCUCGCCCGGAUAGAAGAGCACCAAAGAGCCAGGGCCCCCCCAUUCCUCACCCUAGCCCGAGAGAAGGGGCCCGCGGCCAGGGACGCCGGCCCGGAAUACGCUCCAAUCGACGUAACUGUGAACCUCGACUCCAGCGGGUCCCACGGUGGGCCCCACGGCCCCUUGCACUCGGACAGUGCCGCCGAGAGCCCCAAGAGCUCGCUGAAGGGCAGCAACCCGCUCAAGUCCAGAUCGCUCAAGGUGAACUUCAAGGACAACAGAGGCGGUGCCCCGCAGACCCCACCCAGCACGGCCAGGCCACUGCCGGUCACCACGGCGGACUUCCCGCUGACCGCCCCGCAGCUCAUCAGCACCAUCCUCUUGGAAGAAACCCCCUCCCAGGGAGACAGACCCUUGCUGGGCGCUGAGGUUCCGGCACAUUGUCAGGGACCCUCCAAAGGGCUGACGCCUCGGUUUCCCAGGCAGAAACUCUUUCCUUUCUCAUCCAGAGAGAGGAGGAGCUUCACGGAAAUAGACACGGGCGAAGACGAUGAUUUCUUAGAGCUCCAAGGGACCACGAGGCAGGACAAGCAGGCCGACUCCAACCCGAACUGCUUUGCAGAUAAGCCUAGUGACGGAAGAGACCCUUUAAGAGAAGAGGCCUCUGUGGGCUCUUCCUCUCCACAGGACACAAGUCACAACUGUAGGCAAGACAUUUACCACGCUGUGGCGGAAGUAAAAAAGGACAACAGUCAAGAAGGGUGCAAGAUGGAAAACCACUUGUUUGCCCCAGAAAUUCAUUCCAACCCAGGAGACACAGGUUACUGUCCCACACGUGAAACCAGCAUGUGACUAGUUACAAAGGAAUAAAAAAAAAAAAAAAAAAAACAACUUGUUUCUUAAAAAUGCGGUUAAUAAUGCCUGUGAACUAAAAAGUGGGAAGCCCCUCCCCCCAAAAAAGUGCAUAAAA
Messenger RNA from Physeter macrocephalus (sperm whale), 3050 nucleotides. It is a transcript of the gene KCNB2, whose product is annotated as potassium voltage-gated channel subfamily B member 2. The transcript has 3 exons. The record is from RefSeq and is a predicted model, not a curated record. Gene Ontology annotation, biological process: potassium ion transmembrane transport; protein homooligomerization. Lineage: Eukaryota; Metazoa; Chordata; Mammalia; Artiodactyla; Physeteridae. Gene Ontology annotation, cellular component: voltage-gated potassium channel complex; dendrite; neuronal cell body. The coding region runs from base 191 to 2932 and encodes 913 amino acids. Gene Ontology annotation, molecular function: delayed rectifier potassium channel activity; protein binding.